AUGAAUCUUCAAAAGUGCACAGCAGUUUGUUAUCGAGGAGUUCUCACAUAUCUCAAAACCAAAAUUAUGGAGAUUCUUACUCUCUCCCAAGUAUUAGAGAAGCUCUCUCCCUCUACAGUGCUUGAUUCAGAGAGCUUAUUGCGUGACUUCCGUCAGUUCUUGCUUAGGGGCACUCCAGAGCAGUGCCUGGAACUCAUCCCGUUGCAAUACAGACCCUCAAAUAAUGCAAAUAUCUCUAUCUCUCAAUCACCAAUCCAUCCGUCACUCACCCCACCUCCCCAGGGUCCAUCACUGGAGCGACUCAUUCCACAAUUACCUUCCAUUGUAUCCGUCCAGUGCUCCACAGAACCUCUGCCCCGCACUUCCAGUUCUUGCAACUCCUACAACCACCCAGUGGGCACAGAGACAACCUAUCCUCCCAGCGCUUCAAACCUCGAUUGUCACCCAGUGGUUAUAAAGAAUGGACAAUAUGCUCUACAGAGUCGUGUAUCCAAGAAGCGACAAAGUGCUGAGGCAAAUAUUGACAAGGGCCAGGGAAGGGAAUUAACUGCGGCGUGGACGGAAGAACCGUUUAUCAAAUUAAAAAAGAACUUCAACAAUGUUUCUUUGUCAAUAACCUCCUGUGAAAAGAUUUGGGGAUCAACUGACAGUCUCUUGGAUAUGUCCCUUCCAACACCAGGGUUACGGUUGAACAAGCUUUUGAAAGGAUCAGAAGCAAGAACAGCUGAUGCUAUCUUUGCAAAUCGCCUUUCAUUACUCUUUAUGACUCACGAGGUUGAUCACAAAACUUGGUCAAUUAAACAUCCGAAUGGUGCCAAACGCAAGACUAGGGCAUUCAAUCUAGUUGCUGCAGACCAAAAAUGUAGUGCUGGGGAAAUAAAAGUAUAUGAUAGACGAGGUAGAGGAUACAUUAAGUUGAUGGAAGAAGUUGGCCCAAUGAUUGUGUUUGAACUGGGCAAGGAAGUUUCCAACUUGUGUGAAUAUCACUUAAAUGAUGAACAGCGGCAGUUGUUCACCAACUGGCUUCGACGGAAAGAUUUCAACAAAGGCAGGGCUAAGAAGUGCAUUUCAUCAGCAAAACUCAUUCUUGAUGGAAUAACAACUUACGGCAAAGCAAGUUAUACUUAUGCCAAUCUUAGAGAAGCUCCGAGCAGUCUAUUAGACAUAGUGAGAGAAUAUGUGAGCUGGGAUGAUGAUGGCACUAUCCACCCGAAAAAUCACAUUUCAACCAACAAUCCUUCACAGCAAACAUCCUCCAACACAGGAACUCCGAACCAAAUAGAAAACAGAUGCGGCACAUCCCCAACUUACUGCUGUCCCAGUGGCUCAGGUGCUCAUGAGUGCCACAAUGCCUCUUUCUCAAAGCAGGUGUGCAGUCGGCAACUAAGUCCCAUCGGGGAGCUUUCAUUUGAAGAGCGAGAAGCGGCCCGAAUGCUUCAACAAUUUCAACAACAGCUACCACAGCAACCCAUCAACAAUAAACCAAGUGGCAGCCACCACUCAGCUUAUGACCCUGCCUAUUAUCCGAUGCAAUCUGAACCGACACUAGUGGGUGCACUCAGACAGCAAUCUGUCAACCCAUCCGUCGAGGGGGACAUUUACCCAAACCCGUGUUACAGACAAUCUGUCAACCCGUCCGUCGAGGGGGACAUUUACCCAAACCCGGGUUACGGACAAUCUGUCAACCCGUCCGUCGAGGGGGACAUUUACCCAAACCCGGGUUACGGACAAUCUGUCAACCCGUCCGUCGAGGGGGACAUUUACUCAAACCCAGGUUACGGACAAUCUGUCAACCCCAUCAAUUUAAUGGAUUCAUGGUGGAAAAUUCGAGUCCUGUAA
Molecule: messenger RNA, 1839 nt
Organism: Histoplasma capsulatum G186AR
Lineage: Eukaryota; Fungi; Ascomycota; Eurotiomycetes; Onygenales; Ajellomycetaceae
Exons: 5
Coding region: 1-1839 (612 amino acids)
Source: RefSeq, a predicted model, not a curated record